This is a messenger RNA of Sphaeramia orbicularis (orbiculate cardinalfish), 2087 nucleotides long. Its product is annotated as cannabinoid receptor type 1B-like. Gene Ontology annotation, molecular function: cannabinoid receptor activity. The record is from RefSeq and is a predicted model, not a curated record. Gene Ontology annotation, biological process: G protein-coupled receptor signaling pathway. Gene Ontology annotation, cellular component: membrane. Lineage: Eukaryota; Metazoa; Chordata; Actinopteri; Kurtiformes; Apogonidae.
UGCGCCUUACUGUACUGACACUCACACUGUCUGGAGAGUCGGCACAGGAUCAUUCCCCGGCUUUGGCAUCAAAACAACAACAAAAACUCCAAUGUCAAACUGGGUUGCAUUUUUCCUGGAGUUGCUUUUAAGUGUGAAUGAGGAACUGAAUCCGACUUUAGUUGGCAUUUUUUGUGCGUAAUGGACCGGGGAAACAGGAAAAAAUGAUCAGAAACCAAGAUGUCCUUUUGUGCCACUUUAACGCUACCACACCUCUCCGCUGAGCAUCCCCGCAGCCACUAAAACCAUGAAAGUGGCCCUGCACCGGAUAGCAGCCACAGCGAUGACUACGUUAACAACAGGUGUGCAGUAUCUGGGUUCGAACGACGCCAGCUACGACGACCCAAUCAUUGACUCGAGUCUGACUAAAAAUGGAUUCCACUUUGAGACUCACUCUGCCUCAAUCAGUAACUCAUUCCCGGGAAAUAAGGAGAUCAUUUACGGUGGCCUUUCUCCUAUUUUCCCCACAAACAUUUCAGACAUUCUGCUGGCCAAUGGGACCUCUGUGGAAAGCGAAGGGGUUGCACACUGUGAGAACCUUGUGGACAACAUGGAGUGUUUCAUGAUCCUGACUCCGGGUCAGCAGCUUGCAAUCGCCAUCCUCGCACUCACCUUAGCUUUCACAGUCCUGGAGAACCUCAUGGUGCUGUGCGUGAUUCUACACUCCCAGACUCUACGGUCCCUGCCUUCUUACCACUUCAUAGGCAGUUUGGCUGUGGCCGAUCUGAUAGGAAGCAUCAUUUUUGUUUACAGCUUCCUGGACUUUCACGUUCUCCACAGGAAGGACAGUCCUAAUAUUUUCCUCUUUAAGCUGGCGGGUGUUAUCGGCUCUUUCACAGCUUCUGUCGGCAGUCUGUUCCUCACUGCCAUCGAUCGCAACAUCUCCAUCCACAGGCCUAUGGCGUACAAACGCAUCGUCACAAAGACCAAAGCAGUCAUCGCCUUCAGUUUGAUGUGGACCAUCUCAAUCGUCAUCUCACUGCUCCCGCUCUUAGGCUGGAACUGCAAGCGUCUAAACUCCGUCUGCUCAGACAUUUUCCCACUAAUCGACCAGAAGUACUUGAUGUUCUGGAUCGGUAUGACAAGUAUUUUGGUCCUUUUCAUUAUCUACGCCUACAUGUUUAUUCUCUGGAAGUCUCACAACCACGCUGUCCGCAUGCUGAGCCGCAGCUCCCAGCGGAGUGUCAUUGUCUACACCGCUGAAGGCACAAAGGUUCAGACUGUGAGGCCCGAGCAGGCGAGGAUGGACCUCCGUCUGGCCAAAACCCUGGUUCUGAUCCUGGUGGCUCUCAUCAUCUGCUGGGGCCCACUCCUAACCAUCAUGGUUUACGACCUCUUUGGAAAGGUGAACGACUUCAUCAAGACCAUAUUUGCCUUUUGCAGUAUGCUCACCCUGCUGAACUCCACAGUGAACCCUGUCAUCUAUGCCAUGAGGAGCAAAGACCUGCGCAGGGCCUUCCUCAACCUUUGCCAUAUGUGCCGGGGAAUGACGCAGCCUCUGGACAACAGCGGCGAGAGUGACUGGAACAUCAGGAGCGUGAGAGGCACAGCGAGCGGGGCCGGGAAAGACGGAGCCGGCUCCAGAAAGACUAGAAUGAAAGUAGCCCAGGUUACGGUUUCUGGAGUGACUGAGACUUCGACUGCAGAGCCGGUCUAAAAGACAGGGUGUGAAGCUCUGUUACAACUGUGAAGUAAACAUGAUGUAGAAUAGUCCUAAACCCUACUAGUGCACUGCCAUGUGACUGUGAAAUGUGCCAAAUCAUAACUUAGACCCUACAGAGCUGAAUAAGUUUCUGUUGCUUUAAAGCUGAAAUCUGUAAUGUUAUACACAUAGAUACACAUUCAAAUGGAUGCAGAUGACCUGAGUUAAGUAUUUUCGCAACAAUAUGAUUGACAGUCUCAUUUAUUUCCGUCCCAUGUAUAAUAAUAUAGUUGGAUUUGUGCAAGUGUAACAGUAAAAAUAAUUUGUAACUGCAACAAUAUAUGCUCUGUCUGUGUUUACUGUUGUUUUAAUGUGCAACAAUUUGCAGAUUUCAGCUUUAGGAGGG